Molecule: messenger RNA, 1110 nt
Organism: Lactuca saligna
Lineage: Eukaryota; Viridiplantae; Streptophyta; Magnoliopsida; Asterales; Asteraceae
Source: the annotation of a GenBank genome assembly
AUGGUUUAUGUGAAGAUAAUCAUCACAUGUGGCAACCCUUUGUUGUUAUACUUUCGUAUGUAUGGCCUUUAUGCGUGUAUAAAUAUGCUACUUUAUGUUUAUAUAACUUGUGCUGUUCAUUUCAAGAUGAACUUCGUUAAAAGAUUAUCAGAAUCACCUGACCUCAACUCCAUCCCAUCAAUCUACACCUACUCCACGAACCCUAAUGAAUCCCCUGUUUCAAACUCUCAAGAUUCAAUCCCCACCAUUGAUUUUUCCCUACUCACAUCCCCUGAUCCUUCCUUACGUUUGCAAGUUAUCCAGGAGCUAGGUGACGCAUGCAAAGAUUGGGGCUUUUUUCAGGUGAUUAAUCAUGGGGUUCCCGAAGAUUUGAUGAACAUGGUUGUUGAAAAAUCGAAUGAAUUUUUCAAUUUGACAGAUGACGAGAAGAAAGAUUUUGAAGAAAAGGAUGUUCUUGAUCCAAUUAGAUAUGGAACAAGCUUUAAUUCUAAGAAAGAUAAGGUUUUUUGCUGGAGGGAUUUUCUGAAAGUUAUUGUACACCCGGAAUUUCACUCUCCCAACAAACCUGUAGGUUUCAGUGAGAUUAUGUUGGAGUACUCCAAAAGAACCAGAGAAGUAGUAAGAGGGUUACUUAACGGGAUAUCAAUGAGCUUAGGACUCGACCAAUGUUGCAUAGAAAAUACUUUGAAAUUGGAAUCCGGCGGACUUCAGAUCAAACACAAUGGCAAAUGGGUCAAUGUGAAUGAUACCUUUCCUGGCUCGUUUCUCGUCAAUACUGCGGACCACCUUGAGAUUUUUAGUAAUGGGAAGUACAAGAGUGUGGAGCAUCGUGCAAUCGUAAAUAAUGUGGCGACGAGGAUAUCGGUAGUUGUAGCGAAUGGGCCGUCGUUGGAUACGGUGGUGAGGCCGGCUUAUGAGUUGGUAGAUGAAGAAAGGUGUCCCGCAUCGUUUGUUCCAAUGAAAUAUAGAGAGUAUCUAGAAAUGCAACAAGGCAACCAAAUUGUUGGAAAAACUUGUUUGGACCGGGUGCGGGUCGUCCAAUAUGGUUGCAACGGACGAGUUCAUGGUCUAGGUGGCCACGAACAACGACCGUACACAUCAUCCCGGUAG